Molecule: messenger RNA, 2766 nt
Organism: Vombatus ursinus (common wombat)
Lineage: Eukaryota; Metazoa; Chordata; Mammalia; Diprotodontia; Vombatidae
Gene: CTNS
Product: cystinosin, lysosomal cystine transporter
Exons: 11
Coding region: 85-1185 (366 amino acids)
Biological process (GO): L-cystine transport
Cellular component (GO): lysosomal membrane
Molecular function (GO): L-cystine transmembrane transporter activity
Source: RefSeq, a predicted model, not a curated record
AGCCGCGGGGCAGCUGAGCCAGACCUUCCUGCGCUGGUCACGGACUGUUCAUUCCUCUCUCUCGCUCAGCCGCUGGGCCAGAACAUGCCCAGGUGGUCAUGGUCGUGGUGGCUCCUCUUGGCGACCGAGCUCACGCGAGUGUGUGGCGCCACUGUGAGCCUCACCGCCCCUCUGAUGGUGAAACUUGAGAAUGGUGACUCCAGAAAUGUCACCAUCACGCUGGGGGCUCCUCUGGACGUCACCUCGGUGGUAACGCUGGACGUCCUCUAUGUUUCCAAAAACAAAACCAUCCUCGAGUUUCCUGAUGAAGUCAUGGUGCUGGCGGGGCAGAAGUCUUCCUUCUUCUCUGUGACCGGGCGAGAUGUGGGCCAAGUGACUCUGGGUCUGAGCUUGAACUGCUCCAACCAGACCAGGACAGCCGUCCACUUCCUGGUGUUCCGCAGCUGCGUUCUGGAGUGGCUUAACCAGGUCAUUGGAUGGAUCUACUUUGUUGCCUGGUCUGUCUCGUUCUACCCGCAGGUGUUUGAAAACUGGAGACGCAAGAGCGUGGUCGGCCUGAGCUUUGACUUCAUCGCCCUGAACCUCACGGGCUUCGUAGCGUACGCCGUGUUCAACGUCGGCCUCUUUUGGGUGCCUUCCAUCAAGGAGCAGUUUCUCCACGAACACCCCACUGGCGUGAACCCCGUGGACAGCAAUGACGUCUUCUUCAGCCUUCACGCUGUGGUCCUCACCCUGGUGGUCAUCGGGCAGUGUUGUCUGUACGAGAGAGGCGACCAGACAGUGUCCCGGGCCUCCACGGGCUUUCUGGUGCUGUCCUGGCUCUUUGCCCUUGUCAUGAUGCUCGUGGCCGUUGCGGGGGCCAUCAGCUGGUUGCAGUUCCUCUUCUGUUUCUCCUACAUCAAACUCGCGGUCACGCUGAUCAAGUACUUUCCACAGGCGUGCCUGAACUUUCGCCGGAAGAGCACGGAGGGCUGGAGCAUUGGCAACGUGCUCCUGGAUUUCACGGGAGGCUUCUUCAGCCUUCUCCAAAUGUUCAUCCAGUCCUACAACAACGAUGAGUGGACCCUGAUCUUUGGAGACCCCACCAAGUUUGGCCUCGGAAUGUUCUCCAUCAUCUUUGACAUCAUUUUCAUCAUCCAGCACUACUGCUUAUAUAGACAGCCAGGGUACGAGCAGCUCACCUAGCUCUGUCGGACAGCCCCACCAAUCCCGUAGGCUGAGGAGCCACGGCCGGUCCUUUGUCGGCUCUGCUGUCCGGAUAGCGGGAACCUCAUCAUCCGAGCCACGGCCCUGACGGAUGGCGAUCCUGCCUCUGCCUGCCGGACACGCUCGCUUACUUGCUGGCUCGCGGGGGGCCUCGGCCCCACUCUCACGUCUUAAGCCAAUUGUCCGCUGAGAUUAAAACCCACUGAUCUGGCUCGAGACGUGUGCGCCCAGGAGGACGGGAUUGGUGUCUGUCUGGGGUCCCUCCUCCCCCCAGGCCUCCCGGCUCCUCCCAGCGGCCGGCGCAGAGGCCGCUUUCUCCCAGGAUGCCGCCACUUCCCUGGUGCUCAGGAGUGUCUUUCUUUCUGUUUUGUGUCUUCAAGGCUCCUGCCACCCUUCACAGGUUCUGAGGCGCGUCUCUAGUAGCAUCGUGCCAGAGGAGGGAGGAGGGAACAGGGAGCACAGCCAUCCUGGCGCCUGCUGUCUGUCUGUCUGUUGCUGCUCUGUCCAAGCAUCCCAGCCCGAGGCUUCUGCCAGGAAGGGCCCCGCUCCUUCCUAGCGUGCAUGCCGACGCUGUUUCCUCAGGUUCCCUGACCCAGGCCCCUGCUGGCCCCUGCCCGGAAGCUGCUAACCAUGCGGGGCCUGGCCUGAGGCACAGUCCCGCAGCUUUUUGGGGGGAGGGGGCGGUCUUACCGAGCUUUACUCAGCUGCCUCCCCAUGACCACACUCCCAAAAGCAGGUUUUUUGAGGGGUGGGGAACCUCGGGCUCCACAGACACACGCAUGCACACCACACACACACACACACGACACAUGCACACACAGACAUCCACAUACCAUGUACACACCCCCAUCCAGCCCAUGAGCCUCCCCUCCCUUCCCCUCCUGCCUACCCCUCCAUUCCCUGCCUGCCUACCCCUCUAUUCCCUGCCUGCCUACCCCUCUGUCCUUCCUGCUCUAUGUGGGUGUGGGGCUGUAUCCUUCCUGGGCCCUGGGCAGCCACCAGCCCCAGGCCUCCAAGGCUCUCUGCGGUCUCCCCCCACCCCUCUCCUGCUUCUGCUCCAGGAAGCCCUGCAAUGAUGGUGGUGGUUUGUGGACAUGAUUUUUUUCUACUUCCUAUGUAUUUUAUUUUUAAAAGAUCAAUGUAAGAAAUCGAGAGUUUUAAAUUAAAACUAACAGUUAAUUUUCCAUACUAUUGCCCAAUGACCUCGUUUUAACAGUCUGAUUAACCCUUGUCACCAGCAUCUGGACCCUUUGCUCCCCACCCCCAUUAACAGGUGAAGAAAGUCCCACGCGCCCCUAGCAGAGACCUCCGCGGUGGCCACUUUGUUAAAAAAGAAAACAGAUUACUAAGCUCUCCUCAUCAGAAUUGGGUCACCUGCUCUGGACGAAGGUUUUUUUGUGAUUUCCAGUUUUAAGAUUCUGAUUUCACCCGGCACACGGCAGGAACCCAGGCCUUGAGGCCGCGGCUCUGACCAUUUUCUCUCCCCGGCUUGUCCAACCCCAGCAGCACCCCAAACCCUGAUGUCAGAUAAAAAAUGUCUCACUUGUGAAUGAGGAAAAA